Molecule: messenger RNA, 512 nt
Organism: Pterocles gutturalis (yellow-throated sandgrouse)
Lineage: Eukaryota; Metazoa; Chordata; Aves; Pterocliformes; Pteroclidae
Product: protein shisa-9-like
Exons: 3
Biological process (GO): regulation of AMPA receptor activity; regulation of short-term neuronal synaptic plasticity
Cellular component (GO): postsynaptic density; dendritic spine membrane; AMPA glutamate receptor complex
Source: RefSeq, a predicted model, not a curated record
AUCCACCACAGAUGAAUAACAUCAUGCCAACAUCUCCCCUCCUUCCUCAGAUGGCACAUCAACAUUCAUAUCCCAGCCUGGGACAGAUCACAAACCCAUAUGAGCAACAGCCUCCAGGCAAAGAGCUGAACAAGUACGCCUCUCUGAAGGCAGUUGCUGACAAAGUCAACGAUGACUUCUACACCAAACGCCGACAUCUUGCAGAGCUGGCUGCCAAGGGGAGCCUGCCACUCCAUCCAGUGCGCCUAGAUGAAGAGAGAGCUUAUACCAUUGACAGUGGCCUAACCAGACAGAAUGGGCAGAAAUCCAAAAUGGCAAAGAUCCACACACACCCAUUAGGCUACAAUUCCCACUACAAGACUUGGGAUCCCAACGACCCGUCUCUUAGACGGCAAGCGUACACAAACAAGGGGAAGCAUGGGAUGGGAGACCCGCUGACACCCCGCAGCCAGCACUAUUUGGGCCCACAGCCAUACUUCAUAACUAACAGCAAGACAGAAGUAACUGUUUGA